Drosophila melanogaster (fruit fly) is the source of this 3571-nucleotide messenger RNA. It is a transcript of the gene Lerp, whose product is annotated as lysosomal enzyme receptor protein. Lineage: Eukaryota; Metazoa; Arthropoda; Insecta; Diptera; Drosophilidae. Gene Ontology annotation, biological process: lysosomal transport. The coding region runs from base 98 to 2851 and encodes 917 amino acids. Gene Ontology annotation, molecular function: signaling receptor activity; D-mannose binding. The transcript has 18 exons. The record is from RefSeq and is marked reviewed. Gene Ontology annotation, cellular component: endomembrane system.
ACUCGCUUGUAAACGUAAAGUAACAUUGGUAAGAGCGGGUGUUGUUUUUUGGCCAGGUAAUUUAGCCGCAUCCGAAAAAGAGCCUGCAGGUGACAAAAUGCGUUGCAGUUUGCAAAAGGACUGCGCAGCUCCCACGCAGGAAAAUUUUCGUCAGAUGCGUUUCCCAAUUGUGAUUUCCCUGCUUUUGCUGCUUUUCUGCAGCGGUGAGAGUGUCGCCGCUGACGCAGCCAAUCAGCUGAAAUUUUCCACCACGGAAUGUAAACUCAAGGAGCCCAUUUACGGCAGCACCUUCGACUUCAGUGGUCUCCACUCGGAUUUGGCCCAUGUGGUGAAGAGCAUGAACAUUGGAGGCGACCAAUUCGAGUUCAAUAUAUGCGGAAAUCUUUCAAGAACCUGCAAUGGGGAAAGUAAUGUGGCAGCUUGUCUCAAAAGACAGGGAAAGGAGUAUAUUUUGGGUCGUCAGCACGAGUUGUUCUACAACAAUGGAAAUAUGUUUCUGAAGUACAAAAGCGGCGCAAAAUGCGACAAUGGCACUGCCGACAAGCCCAACUACCAGCUGCAUGUAAUGUUCUCCUGCGACUAUACUUUGGAUGCCCAGCCUAUGCACGUAACGCCUUACGCCAACGAAGUGUGUUCUUUUUACAUCUCAUAUAGGACGCCUUUGGCAUGCCUAUCCAUUCCCGAGGGUCUACAAUCCAAUAGUUGCAGAGUGGGCGACACAAAGUCAAAUGGAACCUUCGAUCUGAUGCCGCUGAGUGAUAGUAACUAUCAUACGAGCAAUCGUCAAGGCGCCUUCUUUGUGAUCAAUGUCUGUAAGCCGGUGCUUUAUGGAGAGAACAGCAUGUGUCCGGCAGGCAGUAGCGUUUGUCUAUUUGAUAGUAAAGCCACAAAUCCAAAAGAACGAUUUAUCAAUUUCGGCAAUGUACAAACGCAUCCGGUGGUGGAGAAAGGGCAGCUACUGCUCAGGCAUGAGUCACCAACGCCAUGUGCCAAGAACUCCAGUGCAAACUACACCAGCGUGAUUUACUUUAGCUGUGACAAGUUCAUAAGGAAUGCCCAUCCGGAGUUCGCGGGUCUGGGAGCCGAUUCCUGCACCUAUCAGUUCAACUUUGCAACGCCUUUGGCCUGUAAUGAUCUCAAACCGUGCACGGCCUUUACCUCGACAAAUGAGCUGUUGGAUCUGAGUUCGCUUAGCUCUAAGCCAGCUCGCACUUUGCUUAAGGAUGGCAAGAACUAUACAAUUGCUGUGUGCGCACAUGCUGGGGCGCCCUGCCAGGAAAAUGGCGGCGCUUGUUACGAGCAGAAUUCCACGACCAUCAGCCUGGGCAACUCCAACUCGCAGCUGCGUUUCAAUCAGACCGGUUCGCUGUAUUUGCUGUACGAGGAUGGUGCCGAGUGCUCCACAGCAACGGGCAUGCGGCGCUGGUCGACAAAAAUCGAGUUUGUCUGUGCGAACAAUGCGACGAAGGACAAUGGAGCCAGCACUGCUGGCGGUAGCGAUUCUUUGAAAAUAAUUGAGGACUCCAAUUGUCAGCUGUUGAUCCAAUAUCAGACGCCGCUUGCCUGCCGGGAGCCGAUUAGAUGCAAGGCAACCACCUAUGUGGACCACACAAACGAUGGACUGGGCAGCAGCGGCGACGAGCUGAUCGACCUAACGCCAUUGAUUAGCGCCACCGACAACUACGAGGCAAGAGUGGAGCUGCCGGCCAGCAUGGAGCACCUGGUGCCCAAGACGACCAAGUUCUUUUUGAAUGUGUGCCGUCCAUUAGUGCCCAAAUACCAAUUAGGCUGUGCCGGCGGAUCUGCUGCCUGCAUGGCCAAAGUGACUGCCGCCGGCGCCCCCGAGGAGGAGCGUAGCAUGGGCUUUCCUCUGGUGUCACUGACGCAACGGAAUCGCACCUUCGCCGAGCUGGCUUACUUGAAGGGAGACCCCUGUCCCACAGACAACACCUCGGAGCUCUCAACGCACAUCCUUUUCAACUGUAAUAUGCGUGCCGGUCGGGGACAGCCCGUGCUACGUUCGGUUGAGGACUGUGCCUAUCGGUUCGAGUGGGAGACCAAUGUCUUCUGUCCGCCGCACGAGUGCACCUUCAGUGCGGACACCUGCGAUCUGGUGCACGACGAGCUGGGUCGUCGUUUCAACUUCAAGAGUGCGCCGUUCACCAAGGAUGGCAAGAUUGAGAUUGACUACAACGCCACGAAGAUGUCGGUAAACAUUUGCGGAGCGCAUCGCAAGGCAAUGACGGACUAUUCGCAGGCGCUGGUCAACAUAUUCUUCACACACGAGUCGCCUAAUUGCGGUCGGGAAGGCACAAUGAACGUCCAGAUCCGGCUGAUAUGCAGCGACCAGACCGAGAGCAGCAGUACCAUCUCGAGCGACCAGCAAUGCAAUUUGCUUUAUGUGCAACGAACGCCGAGCAUCUGCGAGUUCCUUUCCCUCGGCGCAACGCAGCAGAAUUUUGAAAGCAAUGGCUCCACGAGCAGUAGCACCAGCAGCAGCAGCACAUCCACCACCACCAGCACGACUACCCAGGCAUCGCCAGCGGGUAAGCCAACUAAGGCGGCCACGUCGACAACGACAACAACAGUUGGUCCCGAUCCGGCGGCUACUCCCAUUGGGCCAACGGCGUCCGUGGGCACCAUCCUGGGGGCCAUUCUCUCGGUGACCUUCUGCGUGACGUGCCUGGGCCUGUUGGCCUUUUCGCCGGCACGAAGGCAGCGCAUCCGCCGCCUCUUCCGGCGCAGCAACUCCGCGGUGCGAUACUCCCGGGUGCAAUCCAAUGAGGAGGCCAACCUGCUAUUGGAACCCAAUGGGGAGUUCACCGAAAGCGAUGACGACAUGCUGCUUUAGGUGGGCCCAAUCUAAGCCAAGUCGUCGUGGGACGCCUUCUUUGCCAUUAGGAUGAUGAGGCUGAUGGGGGACAGAUGGUGGUGGGAAGGAGCGGGGGUAGCUAGUUAAAGUCGCGAGAGAUCCCAAUGUGAGUAACAUAGGACACCAAAGAAGACAUUACUGAAAACUGGAACUGAUUGUGAGCUAAACAAACCAAUUGAAAACUAAAGAAAACCGUAGUAGACAAGUAGCGAUAAGAGGGGGGCGAACUGCUGAUAUAAACUGUACAAUACGCGUAGGCUACAACGACGACUUACGAAAACCAAUUACCGGAACCAUACAUAUAUACACAUUAUAUAUUUUAUAUACCCUUCGUAUGUAAAGGAGAAUCCCCAACCUAACCCGUACCUAUAGCUAUAGUUAAAUGCGGCCUGCAUUCGCCAGAGAAUUGCAAAGGACAAUUGCUUAAAUCGUAUUUUCGCUGACGCCAAAAUGUAUAACCAGUAUAGCGCAGCAGCUUUUUCCUUCCAUAAAAGAUGUGAUUUCAUUUUUAAAACUUUCAAGUGCAGCUUGUUAGUGGUAUUCCUUUGAAACGAUUUGUAUUUUACUCUAAGGCAAUCUGUACUUACAUUUAUGUUUGUGUCUUGAGUUGUUUUUAGUUCAAUAAGGCGAGCCACACUUAAAACGGCUGAGUGUACAAUUUUAAGUGUAUACAUAAUAAAAUCUAAAACAAUAUAUACG